Dryobates pubescens (Downy woodpecker) is the source of this 594-nucleotide messenger RNA. RefSeq names its product cell division cycle 26 (gene CDC26). Gene Ontology annotation, biological process: regulation of mitotic cell cycle; protein K11-linked ubiquitination; anaphase-promoting complex-dependent catabolic process. Gene Ontology annotation, cellular component: anaphase-promoting complex. Lineage: Eukaryota; Metazoa; Chordata; Aves; Piciformes; Picidae. Bases 94 to 372 code for a protein of 92 amino acids. The transcript has 2 exons. The record is from RefSeq and is a predicted model, not a curated record.
GGGCGCGGUGCACACCGGGAGGUGCGGCCCGGUCGGGCUCGGCCGUGGCCGGCGGCGGCUGGGGUGGAGAGGCGGUGGCGGUGACAGGUCGCGAUGCUGCGGCGAAAGCCGACGCGGCUGGAGCUGAAGCUGGACGACAUCGAAGAGUUCGAGAGCAUCCGGAAGGACCUGGAGAGCCGCAAGAAGCAGCGGGAGGAAGCGGAGGCAGCGGCGGUGGGUGAGGAGGCCGCGGCGGCGGCAGCAGCGGCGGCGGCCAUCGCUCUGGGCACGGACCACAAGAGCCGGGAGCAGAUGAUCAAUGACCGCAUCGGCUACAAGCCGCAGCCGAAGGUCGGCGGCCGCACCACCCACUUCGGCAACUUCGAAUUCUAACGGGGGAGGGUCGCCCGGGGUCCCAGGCUGAGCGGGACCCGGCGCCCGGGGAGCGAGCAGCCUCCUGACACAGCCGGGAAGGGUCCCCGGGCCGGGACUCUCCAUCCCUCGUGGCUUUUGUUUCGUUUUGUUGUUUGGUUUGGUUCUCUUUUGGUUUCCUUGUUUUAAGUUCGGUUAACACAGCCCUGAAUGCCUGGUGGCCAAGAGUUUUGUUUUAAUAAA